Biomphalaria glabrata is the source of this 1358-nucleotide messenger RNA. Its product is annotated as serpin B6-like. Lineage: Eukaryota; Metazoa; Mollusca; Gastropoda; Planorbidae. The transcript is spliced from 8 exons. The record is from RefSeq and is a predicted model, not a curated record. Gene Ontology annotation, molecular function: serine-type endopeptidase inhibitor activity. Bases 133 to 1314 code for a protein of 393 amino acids.
CUUAAUUAGCAGUUGUUUUUAAGCCUAAAGGUUUAUUUUAUCGCCGCUUUAGAGAGCUACUUUAAAAAUACGGGGAAGGUUCCUUUUUUUCUAGUUUCUCGAAGGACUUCUUCAAGAUCAAGAGUGUUCAAUAUGUUUUAUGUCACUGUGGUCCUGGUUGUAAUCGGUCAGCUGGUCAGCGCCGAUCUAAAUCAGCAGUUGGCCCUGUCAACGGCAUGUUCAGACUUUUCCCAGAAACUUUAUCAGAAGAUUUCUGUCAGAGAGUUUAAUUCUGUGUACUCUCCCUACAGCAUCCAUUCGGCAUUGACGAUGGCAUCACUUGGUGCAAGGGGAAAUACCGCUACUGAGUUAAGCAGAACACUUUCUAUUACUUCCCUUGGUGAUUCGGUGCAUACUAUUUACAAGGAACUUAUUCAACAGAUUAAUGGAAUAAGAGAUGUCCAGACCUACACAGCCAACGCUAUCUUCCUGAAUCCUAAAUUUCAAACUGCCCCAUCGUUCAUCCAAGAGACCUUGAACUAUUAUUCUGCUCGGACUGACAGCAUUAACUUCUCGGCUGCCGGUGGACCUGAGAAGCCUAUCAAUGAUUACAUCGCCAGUAAAACCAACAAUAUGGUCGUCAACACACUGGCUCAAGGAACCGUAACUCCAGCCACCGCAAUGCUUUUAAUCAACACCAUCUUCUUUAAUGGAACAUGGGAAACAUCUUUCAAAGACGCCUUAACGAAGAAAAAAGAUUUUCGCCAAUCGAUCAGCACGGUCAAGAUAGUGGACAUGAUGCUGGAUAAUGACAGAACUUUGAAUAUUAAAAGAGAUAAUACCAUUGGCGUUGAUGUUGCUGAAUUUCCUUUCAAAGGAGGUAGAUUUAGUUUUUACAUUGCAUUACCCCAGACCGCUGAAGCCAUCACUGAACUAGAAAUGUUGCUGCCCCUGCCUGGAAAGACCAGUCAACUAUUUGUUGGACUAACCCCUGUCAGAGCCAAAGUCGAAAUCCCGAAGUUUAAAAUAGAGACCUCUUUGAAACUCAAGAAAACAUUGGUGGAGCUCGGCAUUAGUGACGCUUUCAACCCAGCGAGAGCGGACUUUACUGGAAUCACUCUUUCAGGUCAACUCUCCUUUGAUGAAGUCAUACACAAGGCUGUGAUUGAUGUCCGAGAAACUGGUACCGUAGCUGCUGCUGCCACAGUAAUAUCCUCCCUCAAGUCACUUCCUUUGCCACCAGCAGCGUCAUUCAUUGCCAAUCAUCCGUUCGUGUACUUUCUGAGAGACAAGGUCACUGGACAGAUCCUGUUCCAGGGGAAGUUUUCGGGUUAACUCUGCUCGUCAUUCAUUGGUUAAUAAAAGAGACUUUAAUUGUU